CGCAUGCGCGCCGGCUGUAGUUUGUAGCCGCUCAGAGCAAACACACCCCUGCCGAGAUGGCGACCGAGAUUAUGCUGCUGUAUUUGGCCAUAAAUCGCUAAAGAACUGUUAUGUAUUCAGCACCGUGUGCUAAACGUCCGCAAUGCCUGAAGAUCUUUGAAAAGCUGGACGUUCAGAAGAGUGUUUCCGAUUCCCGUGGAAUCUAUAGGACGUUUGCCCUUUUUGUUUUUAACAAAACGUACCCAAGCCUGACCGUAAAGGAAGGCGCAGAGCUGAAAGGAUACCUGGGCCGCCAGCGCAUCCGAGACCCCCUCUCGUUACGAUGCCCGUUCAAGCGCCACAAUGGACGGAGUUUCUGUUGUGUCCCAUCUGCACGCAAACGUUCGAGGAGAAUGCCCGCAAGCCUAUCAGCUUGGGCUGCGGACACACCGUGUGCAAGAUGUGCCUGAACAAGCUGCACCGCAAGGCCUGCCCCUUCGACCAGACCACCAUCAGCACCGACAUCGAGCUGCUGCCUGUCAACACCGCCCUGCUGCAGCUGGUCUGUGGUCAGGUGCCCAAGUCUCAGCCCGUCACCUUGGUGAGAGGAGCAGAAGACACCAAGCAUUAUGACGAAGCUCGCACCUGUGUGGAGGAGCUGGCUCUCUACCUCAAACCCCUCAGCAACACCAGAGGUGUGGGGUUGGGCAGUGCAACCCAGAGUCUUCUCAGCAGGCCCAUGCAAAGGAAACUGGUGACUCUAGUACACUGCCAGCUGGUGGAGGAGGAGGGUCGUAUCCGGGCCAUGCGGGCUGCUCGCUCUCUAGGGGAACGCACAGUGACCGAGCUCAUCCUGCAGCACCAAAACCCACAGCAGCUCUCCUCCAACCUGUGGGCUGCAGUCCGAGCUCGGGGCUGCCAGUUCCUCGGCCCUGCUAUGCAGGAAGAGGCCCUGAAGCUCGUCUUGUUGGCGUUAGAGGAUGGAUCAGCCCUCUCCCGCAAGGUUCUGGUUUUGUUUGUGGUCCAGAGGCUGGAGCCCCGCUUUCCUCAGGCUUCUAAAACCAGUAUAGGACAUGUGGUGCAGCUUCUUUACAGAGCCUCCUGUUUUAAGGUGACUAAGCGAGACGAGGACUCCUCUUUAAUGCAGCUGAAGGAGGAGUUCCGCACGUACGAGGCUCUGAGGAGAGAGCACGACUCUCAGAUCGUCCAGAUUGCCAUGGAGGGAGGCUUACGUAUAGCUCCUGACCAGUGGUCCUCCCUGCUCUAUGGAGACCAGUCCCAUAAGUCCCACAUGCAGUCCAUCAUAGAUAAGCUGCAGACCCCAGCGUCCUUUGCCCAGAGUGUGCAGGAGCUCACCAUUGCCCUGCAGAGAACAGGAGACCCAGCCAACCUCAACCGCCUCAGACCGCAUUUAGAGCUGCUGGCUGACAUCGACCCCAGCCCAGAUGCCCCGGCACCAACAUGGGAGCAACUUGACAAAGGACUCGUAGCUGUAAAGACGGUUGUGCACGGCUUAGUGGACUUCAUCCAGAACCACAGCAAGAAAGGAGGAGAUCCACAGCAGGCCCCUCAGCACAGUAAAUACAAGACCUACAUGUGUCGAGAUAUGAAGCAGAAAGGAGGUUGUCCCAGAGGAGCCAGCUGCACUUUUGCCCAUUCCCAGGAGGAGCUGGAAAAGUAUCGCAAGAUGAACAAGCGGUUGCCCACCAGGAAGACCUUAAGCCAGUCCCUGACGCAGCUUAAUGACAUGGACAUGGUUUGCCCCUCAAACCUUCUUCCUGAUGAGGGUUUGGGUGUGGAGGGUCUGGUCCAUAAACCUGGACUUGUCACUAAUGGCAUCAUACAUGUGGGUCCUGGAUCCGGGCUGCUGAUCUCACGAGGUGCAGAUCCUUCAUAUGAACCAGUACGCAAGCUGGGGAAGCCGGAGAGCGGAGGCAGCCUCAGUGCUCCGGAUUCACCUCCAGACUCAUUGGAUCCCAUGCCUAAGGUGAUGUUGCCUGCACCUCCUCAUCCUAGAGGGUCCAGGGAGAGUCUAGCUAGCCAUAAACACCUGUCUACUGCCUCCAGAAUUGCCCAGAUACCUCAGUACCCUCCACAUCAGCUCGAGGGCUAUUACUCAGACUCCAGACCACCACAUUCUGCCUCCCAGUACGAACCUUCUCAGUAUCCUGCAGGGAACUCCUACAAUUAUUCACACAUGCAUCGCUACGCCCGUAACCCUGGUCCCCCUGCUGACCCAGCCUACCCAGACUCCUAUCCACUUUCCUAUGCUUCAGAACGCCAGUAUGCAACUCCACCCUCUGACCCUCGGUAUAGCUACCCACCGCAUCACGACGGCGGCCGCCGCCACCCAGCGUACGGAGGCCACCUCCCACCCCAGUCCUACACACGGGAUGAGCUGGGGCACAGGAGUCCAGGGCCUAUGGACGCACCCCCACCACCACAGCCCCAAACAGCAGGGGCCUCCGCCUACCUUCCAGAGUCAUCACGAGACCGAUACAACGCUCAGAUCUACAACCACCACGGCCAGAGCAGAUCUCACAGCAGGGCUGCCUACCCUAGACCACAGCCCUCCUUGGAUGACCUGCACCGUCGAAGAAAGGAAAUCAUGGCUCAGCUAGAAGAGGUUAAAGUUGUCUCCCCUCCUCCUUUUGGCUCUUCUUCAAACCUGGCCCCACCUUAUGAACCAAGCUACAGCCAAGAAGCCAGAGGACAAAGCCAUUACAUGGAAGAGAACUCCACUGCAUUCGAGAGCUUCAGGGAGCCAGACUACGCUGCUCAGUACUCCCCGUGGUCAUGUGGCACCUUUGUUCCAUACAUCGGCAAGGAUAUGAAAUCCAAAGAGGGCAUGGCUGCAGGCUACAUGGAAAUGCAGAAUGUAGAAAAGAGCCUGAGAGAUCCUGCAUUGGAGCUGCAGCGCAGGGCACCUGAGGUCAAAGACGACGACCCCAUCAUUCCGUUCGGCUCACUGCCCACUGUUUCGCGCUUCGGAGCCAUCUCCCGCACGUCCAAAUCUGGCUACCAGCCUGCUGGCCUGAUGCCAGGCCACCCAGCCAAACACACUGCCAGUGCGGUUGAUUAUAACUAUGGAAAUCAUGGAGGUUGGAGUGAAGCUUCAUACCCACAACAUCAAACCAUGCCAUCUCAGGGAUACUUCAGUGAACGCCUGCCCCCUGCUGGCCCGGAUCGGGAACAGCUGAGGAUGGAACUACAGCAGGUCAACCAACAGAUCACUCAGCAGACUCGGUCUAUAGAGAGCUCCAGCAGUGUGGUGGCUAUGCAGAGAGAGCCUGUCUCUAUGGCCGGCCAGUCCGCUCCAGUGGAGUGGUCCACAGCUGGCGUGUCCAGUGAGCAGCUGAGCCUGGAGCUGCAUCAGGUGGAGAGAGAGAUCGGCAUGAGGACGAGGGAGAUGGCCUUGGAGGGCCAUGGGAUGAAGUAUAGAUGUGAAAAUGGACAGAGUGAUCAUGGCAUGCAGCGAGAGGAGCACCAGCUAGCCCUCAGCGAGGGCUCAAAUGGCUCGAGUUCUGUGGUGCAGGACUGCGGUUUGGGCAGCAGCAGCAUGUCCUCUCUGACCAGCAAGACGUCCUCCCUGAGCCUGUCAUCCGAUCUGGUGGCAAGCAGCCCGGACCUGUCGAAGAAUGGGGUGGUUCACACAUGUUCCUAGCCCAUUCUCUUUGUCUUAUGCUACCUGCUGCCCAAGACUAGUGUGGCCCUUCUCUCUUUCUCUCUCUCUCUCUCUCUCUCUCUCUCUCUCUCUCUGUCUUUUUCUCUCUUUCUUCAAAAAGACUUUGGUCUUUAGCUGGUCUUACCUAUUCAUAUUCACUUCAAACAUCCCCUACAAGGCCACAUUACAGCAUCCCUCUGUCCAGCAUGCUCCUGCUUUUAUUGGAUGACUUCUAUCGUUCUUGCCGCCGCAGUAUUGGGAUGUUGAAUAUCCCAGAUUUCACAUUUUGUUGAGGAUAAGGGCUACGUUGGUACAAUCUGGAUUUAAAACAACCACUAAUGGACAACCAGGCAGAUGUGGGUGGGAUUCAUUUAAAUUUAAUGACAAACAAACUGGCACAGUCAGACUUACGGGAUUUUUUUUUUUUUCAUAAGCAGUAUCUGCCAUUUAUUCAGUUAUUUUUAAUUUUUUGUUCUAUGAAUGAAUUUGCUUUCCUUUUUUUUCUAUGACAAAGCGUAUCUCUCAUUGCCUUGUAAGUCUCAGGGCAUCUGAGAAACAUUUUAGCAAUGGAAGUGUUUACUUCUCCUCACUGAUGUCUGCAGAGUUCAUAAUAAUAAUAAUAAUAAUAGUAAUAAUAAUAAUUUAAAUGAUAAGAAAUCCACUUUCUUGGCUUUCAAACUUAAAAAAAAAAAAAAAAAAACUACAUUCUUAGUAGUUACCGUGUUCAUUAUUACGCUUGCGUAGAUCUAAUUCCAGUUGAGCAGUUUACAUUGUCCAGAUUUUUACUGGUUGCAGGUAAUCAUUUCUUAACCACAAUGCAUAGAGCAGAAAAAGAGAAGAAUAAACGUCUCAUUCUUUAAAGUAACCUCAAAUCCGAAUCCCCUCCAAAUUCAGUGCUUUUUAAUGUCUUAGCAUUUUUGCAUCUCCUCAACACCCAGGAUCUGUUUUUCCUGUCUUUGCUUUGCUAUAUCUGCCAGGUUGACCUUCCUGGAGAAAUCAUCUAGAUCCAUUAAGUUUGUGUGUUUUUAUUGUGCUUUAUUAUGUAUUUUUUAUAUGAACCCUUUUUGUUCAGAGGUGAUCAGAAACGUUCAGUAUACUCAGCUUCUGGUGGAUGCCAGAAAGCCACUCGUACAGUACACAGUAGCCUACGUUCUCUCUUCUUUUCAAACCAUACACCAACGUACCUCUCAGCUUGGAAAUCUUUUCUGAACAGUGAUAUUUAGGGCUGCAUGAUAUCAGGGGUGGGAAACUGACAUUGCAGUAUUUUUUUCUGAGAUAUAUAAUAAAGUUAAAGUGUGUAUACAGCUCUGGAAAAAAAUUAAGAGACCACUUCAGUUUCUAAAUUGGUUUGAUAUUUAUAGGUAUAUGUUUGAGUAAAAUUACAUUUCAUUGUUGUUUUAUUCUAUAAACUACAAACAACAUUUCUCCCAAAUUCCAAAAAUGACAAAUGGCUGAAAUAAAGAAAAAGAUGCUUUCUGCUUUCAGACUUCAAAUUAUGCAAAAAAAAAAAGAAAAUCAUAUUCAUAAAGUUUUAAAAGUUCAGACAUCAAUAUUUGGUGGAAUAACCCUGGUUUUAAAUCACAUUUUUAAAGCAUCUUGGCAUGUUCUCCUCCUCCAGUCUUCCAGGCUUUUCGAUAACUUUAUGCCACUCCUGGUGCAACAAUUCAAGCAGUUCAGCUUGGUUUAUGGUUUUUAAUUUGGUAAAAAUUUUCAGAGCUGUAUUAUAUAAAUCUCAGAAAACAUGUUUUUUUAUGAUUUGGUUAAAAAUGUUAAUAAAUGUUGAAACACAUUUUUACCAACAACAUAUGAUGAUACUAAUCUAACAAGGAUAUUAUUAAUACACUUUGUGUAUUCAGUAUUAAAAUAUACAAUACAGGGCAGAUUUCUGCCUGGGAAUGAUCGUCAUUGCAGAUUAAAAUAUAUGGAUAUAUUGUGCAGCCCUAGUUAUAUAUUUACAUGCUUCAUCCUGAGGAUGGAAUCAAAACAGUCUAAGAGACACAAUGUUUGAACACAUUCUGUUUUAUGAAUGUUUUAUACAGUCUACUUUCACUUCAUCAGUGAAAUCUUGAUCUACAUGCAGAUCUCCUGGACGAGCGACAACGCUGGUCCUGCUUUUAUGGUUACGGUGCUCUGCUCUACUCUGGUGUGGCCUUCUCCUCCCCUACGUGAACGGUUAACCUGUUUUAAACACUGGCUCUUUUAGGACACGUAUUGUUCUACUAUCUCUAAUAGCUUGAGUAGUUUGAGACGGCUGUUCUGAUCACCUCUAAUCAAACUGAUGGGACUCUUUGUUUUUUUUUCUUUUUAACUUCUGUGAAGUUGCUGGAACAUUUUGGCAGAUUGGCAGGUUCAUGAUUUUCUCCAGGAAGCCACUUUGGGGAUAUUGGUCUAUUGUUUUUGGGGGUCAUGUACCACUUUUUUGUUUAGUUAGCUUUUAACAAAUAUGGCUGCUUCAAAAGAGCUUAAUAUAUUGGCCACAAACCACAGGAAUGUGAUAAGCAUGGGUUCUGAUGGACUGGGAUUGAGAUUUUCUUUUUUUUUUCCAAACUACCUAUAUGCAGUCUUUUCAUAGACUGUACAAUACAUUAUUCAUUGCUGUACAGAUGUACUGGCAAAGGCAGAUAUUGUACAUUCAAUAGCAAAUGAAAUUAAAAAUAGGACAGAAUAUUGCAUUGUUUGUAGUUCUGUAGGUGAUGAAAUUUCAGUAUCAGCUAUGACUUAUGUGCGCUAUUUAUUUUUUACAGGGAUCAGAAGUAAACUGCUUCUCUCAUUUUCUCAUUUUACACAGUUCACUCAUACCCAAACCGGAAUUAAGGCCCAAUCCCAUUUCACCCCUUGGCCCUACCCCUUACCCCUACCUCUUCUUUUCGUGGGUAAAACUUCCCCCUGAAACAGAGUUAGAAGAGGAAGGGGUGAAAUCUUCCCCCUUAGAACUGGGACAGCCCUUCAAGCACCCGAUACGUCAUCAGCAGCGCUAAAGUUCAGCAACCUAGCUGCUGCUGGUUAACUAGUUAAGUUUUGGGCAUAUUUUAUUGUAUGUCUUUAGAAAGGGGGUAGAUGUUGCAGAAAUUAAGGAUUAUUGUGCAUUGCUUAAUGGGAGCUAAAAUGAGCUUUGAUUAGCUUUUAUUUUGUCUUAUUUUUCCGUUCUGCCUUAAAUGCUUAAGCCACUGCUGUCUGUUGCACCAUUUAAAGUGGAAUUGAAAAAUGAGUUAGCUAGCUAGCUAGUUAUCUUUUUUAUGCUUGUUAUGAAGAAUUUGGCCAUACAACAUUGAAACUACACAUUAAUCUUUGGUCAUAUCAUGCUAAUCAUCACUUUUAACAAGGGAAAUAUUUACAUUUGUGAGUUUCUUAUCUGUAAUUCUCAUAUUCCCUUCGUUUGAAGUGUGCAUCUGAAAAAUAUCUGCCCUACAGCCUAAUAAGAAUCGGUACACCCCUAUCCCUCGGCGUGCACAUGCAAAACAGAAGGGUAGGUGUAGGGGGUAGAGCCAAGGGGUGAAAUGGGAUUGGGCCCAAGUCUAGCCUUGUCUUUUAAUAGGAAAUUCCAUUUAAAAUGCUGUGUCCUUAGUCCUUAGGCUUAAUCCCUGUUAGUGAAAUUGCCGUUAGUGUUGAUUUAACACUGGCGUAUUUUAAGGAAGUGAUGGUUUGUUUGGCUUUAAUUAAUUUACACUAAAGCAGUGAUUCCCAGACUGGUUAAUAGAUGCCCACAAAUGGUCUAGAUUUUAGCUCUCUAACCCAACGCUAUACAAUAACUGAGCUAAACGUUGUACUGUUUGUACAGGGGUUCCUGAACUGUGGUUUGAGGACCUGGGUUGUUCAGUUCCAGUCCUUGACGUCUGCUGUUCAGCACGCUUAACACCAGAUUAAUCAGGAAAAUCAGUGGAGAAAAAAAUAAACCCUGCUGAUCUGCUGAUCUAUGCUCUGGUACAUUGUAGGCCCUGGACUGUUGACCUUAGAUGCCAAAGCGAUAACCUAGUCUGAGCUGUUUGUGAAGAUGGUAAAGAAAGAGUUCCUGAAAGUUCAGUAUUAUUUCCAAUGCAGCUCCUGCUGUUCCACAAGCAAUAAUUAAUUAAUAAAUUGUCAACGACUUCUCAAUAGACUUAUUAAACUCGAGAAUUCAAGAUCACUGAGAUCCAGAUGUUAAUUUCUGAGAUCUCCCUACCGUAUAAAAAAAGUUUGACUGUUUGUUUGGUUGUUUGUUUUGCACGGAGGUCACUUCCAACCACUGUUUUUUUGCGAUCUGUUCAUAAUUUUUUCACAUAUAUUAAGCAUUUAUACACGAUGUCACCUUGACCUUACUAUUGUUUUGUUUCUACAGUUGUAACGGCCACUGAUUAAAUAAAUAGUCUCUCGAGACAUUCUACUGCAUCCUUUAACGCACCGAUUUGGUGUAAAUAAUUUUUUUAUUUAACUGUUACUAUCGCUUGCGUAAGAGCUUUUGACGUUUGAGCAGUCGUAAAGAUUGCAGUCCGAUCGCCUCCGAUUAUGCGGUGGCAGGGAUGACAGUUAUAGGCAGAUCUGUACAGAUUUUGGUGAUGUGCUUUGUGAUCAGAGGUAUGGCUUCUUCGUUGUGGCAGGAUAGCUUCUUAGUACCUGCUUGUGGAGUUUUGCAUGCGUGUUAUUAUACGUGUUUUGUUGUUUUAUGUAGUGAAAACCCACCAGUUUGUUGAGUACUUGAGGGGGAAACCACCCUGUGCCUUGCGCCUUUAUUUGCAUCAUCUGCAGGAGUGAUUGAGGAUUAUUGAGGAUUUUUUUUAGUGUGUGUGAGCUUGAUUUGGCCUUUUUUAAGGAUGCUUGUAUCUGCGCACUGCUGCACUCCUAGUAGUGUGUUUUCACUAUUCAUGGCUAUUCAUAAUAAGCCGGUACAGUUUUAAUGUAUCUGUAAGAGUAGAGAUAUACUUGUUGAUAUGCUGUUGGGCCCUGGCUUCACAUAGACAACCUGCAUAGGCUGCAUUCUGAAGAUGUUCUGCAGAUUGCAUACGUAUUUCAUUUAUUUCUAAGGAUGUGUGCAAAAAACUGACACAGGAUACGUGAUGCAGCCAUCGUGCGAACACAAGCAAUUACGUCUGCUUGGUUGGUUUAACUGUGUGUUUCUAUUUUGUAAGACGAUUUGACAUGCAUUAAGGAAAGCACGUCCAUAUGUGUUCUUUGUGUGACUGGUUUGUGUUUUGUGUUUUUUUGAGACUGGUUUAAAUUUGUUUCUUUACUUGGAACGCAGUGAUGAACUGGUCUCUCUCUCUAUUUCUCACACUCAGAAGGGCUUCAGCUACUAGCUUACUAAACGAACGAAUGAUUUAUUGUAUGAAUGAAUAAAUGAGUGAGUGAAUGAAUAAAUGAGUAUUUCUGUUUUUGCUCACUGAAAUAUUAGCUAUAUUAGGUUUUACCUAUUGUUGCAAGGCAACAUCCACAUACAUCCUCCCAUCAGCCAAUGGGAGAACAAAUAUAAGUAAAAAGGGAACCAAAUCGUUUACCCGUUCUUUUACUCAAAGUGUCAAUGUCUUAUUUAUAAUCGGUGGAAAGCCUCAAGUGUCUCUGUCUCUUUCUGUCUCUCUCUUUUGGAGCUCGUGUUCUAUACAAUGAUCAUGGCUGUGGACUCCUAAAGGGGGUAUAAAUGUUGUCUAGUUGCUUUUUUGAAUGUUUUAUGUGGAUUUUUAAUACUGAUUUGUUUCAAACUACUAAUGUGUAGUGGAGUCAGAAAACAGAAGAGGAGGAACUAGUCGAAACUGAAUGGGGGGAAUGGGCGUGGGGUGGGAUGGGGCGUGUCUUGUGAGGGGCUAGAGUUGGACUAAAAGCUGGCUCAUUUAUACUCACUUUAUAUAUGAAAAUGAAUACGUCUUCUUCAUAACCAUCAUUGUCUGCAUUGCCCACACACUGCUUUGUGACCUUUACAUUUACACUGCCAUUGAUAUAUUAAGCAUUACAUCCAGUAGAGGGCAGUCCAGAUUCAAAGAUUCAUGGCUACGUCCCAAUCGCACACUAAUUAAAUUAAACAAUAAUACUACAAGGCAUAUAUAAAGACUGUAUUUUUCGCACUAUAAGGCACACUAUGCAACACUAGUAAGGAAAAAAGGGGUGUCGCCAUGCUGGGGAUGAGAACUGUAAAGCUAAGCUAAUCUAAGUAAACAAAACUGUAAUUCUUCAAACAUGUUCUUUUAAAGUUAAAUGAGCGCUGGAUGUUAAUCUAUACAGAUUUAUCUCCUGAAUACUGUUUAUAUAGGUGGGUAAAGUAAAAGCUGCCGUAUCUAUAUAGUAAGUGUAUAUUUCCAGAUAGUGCCGCCCCACAGAGCUACACUGAGGAACCCUGAGUGUUCUAGUUAGCCAGGGUGAUAUUAGCUAGCGGUUCAUUCUAUGUAGCUUGUUUUAACAUGGUAAGCACACAGACUACAGUGCGAUAUGCUCACCUCUGAAUGGCGAAAGAGGUUAGUGCUGCAUUUAGCGGCUAAUGCUACCCUGGCCCAGGGUUAGCAGCAGGCUACAGGCUUAUAAUACUAACCUCUGAAUGGUGAGGGGUUAAUGCUGUGGUUAGCGACUAAUUCUAAUACUGCUUCAACAGUGCUAGCCGGGGUUAGCAGCAGGCUACAGGCCGAUAAAACUCACCUCUGAACGAGGAAAGAGCUAGCACUCAGUGCGGUUAGCGGCUAAUGCUACUACUGCUCCAGUCUCUGUGCUGGAAAAACUAAACUAAAACUCCUGUAUAACGGUGUACUCCAGCGGAGUUGCUUUACUGCUACUUAUAACCUGACUGGUAAAAUUCAUAGAAAAGGUGCACUGAUGAUUUUGGGAAAAUUAAAUAAUUAAGUGUGCCUUAUAGUGCAAAAACUAUGAUACUUAUCAUAGUAGUCCAUGUAAAUGCACUUGCGUUGCUGUCUGCAAUUUAUUUCUAAUAUUCUUCCAGAUGUGAGUAGCUCCUCCCUUUCCAUUUUCCAGUGCAUUGUGGGAUAAUAGUGUCCCAUCAUAACUGCGUUCAGUUCUGAGUACAUAUUAUAAAAAGUUUAUAGUCAAAAACUAGUUAGUAAUUAGUACAUAAUGGGGAAACACCCUCUGAAAACAAGAAACAUGGCAAUGAUGAAAGAAGUCAUGAGAAUGUACUACCAAAAAAACAGAAGUGGCAGUGGUGUAAACAGCAGUGUAAAUGGUGUAAAAUAUAUUUCUGUCGUACAUAAAUAUGAUUAAAAUGAACGCAGAAUACAGGUAGUAUGUCUCUAUUCGUAUCCAUAUUUGUAUUUAAUGCUGAGCAUAAAUGAGCCUGAAGUAUUGGAGUAUUGAGUGUGUGUGCGUGCGUGUGUGUGUUUGUGUGCGUACGCAUGUGUGUGUGUGUUGCACAGCUGGGUGAGGAAUGACUCAUUAAAUACGUCAAAUCACACUCGUUUUUCUUUUUCACGUUUGUUGUGAAACGGACAGUAUGAAGUAGUAGUAGCUGCAGCGCUCGUGUUUUAGCUCAUAGCUGUAGGACAUUGUGUUGAAAUGGAUGAUUGUGUACGAGUCCCGAUGGGAAUGUGUUGUUUUUUACUUUUUUUUUUUUUGCUUUCUCUUUGUUCUUUUUGUUAAAGUUGUUCACGCUGAACAUUCUCAUUACUUCCUCUCACAUGUUAUUUUUUUUGUUUGUUUUUUGUAACGUGGGUCUAUUCUUGCAUUUAUUAUUAUUAUUACUGCUGAUAUUAUUUUAUUUGUGAAUUCUCUGCUUGGGAAAUGUAAUUGCUUUUGAUGAUUACUCCCAAGUUAGCUCAUUAAAGAUUGCUUAAAUUAAGGUACAUAACUAACUGCAACAUGAAUAACAAUGUUUUUAUAUGAAUAUAUAAAUAUUAUACUCCAUUAAGGAAUAUUUAGGACUAUAUUUCUCCAAAUGUGGAUCUAGCUGUUAAACUUUUUUUUUCUUUGUUAAAGAAUUCACUGUGUGAAAUUUUGGAUUGCGUUUUUGUAUAAUACAAUUGCUUUGUUUUCUUUUGAAAGGGGAGGGAGGGAGGGAAGGAGGGUAACAAACUGGAAGUUAGAAUUUGAUGAGGAAAAAAAGUGAAAUUAUUUAAAAAGAUGUGUAAUUUAAUGUGCAACGAUGAUUCUGUACUGGCAGGGAUUGUGAUUAAAUGAUAUUGUAAACCA
Astyanax mexicanus (Mexican tetra) is the source of this 11737-nucleotide messenger RNA. RefSeq names its product ring finger and CCCH-type domains 1a (gene rc3h1a). The coding region runs from base 323 to 3643 and encodes 1106 amino acids. The record is from RefSeq and is a predicted model, not a curated record. The transcript has 20 exons. Gene Ontology annotation, molecular function: metal ion binding. NCBI's taxonomy places the organism in Eukaryota, Metazoa, Chordata, Actinopteri, Characiformes, Acestrorhamphidae.